Molecule: messenger RNA, 941 nt
Organism: Moneuplotes crassus
Lineage: Eukaryota; Ciliophora; Spirotrichea; Euplotida; Euplotidae
Source: the annotation of a GenBank genome assembly
CUGAAAUAAUAUUUAUGAAAAUGAGGAAUCUUGUCUUCAAGCUAGUUAUUCUUUCCCUAAUCUUAGGCUUGGUUGUCCCAAAGUUUGGAGUCCUCAAAAGGUUCAGGAAAGACCCUGACCUGAAUCUAGAGAAGACUCAGAAGAAGGCUGACAAGAACUUGAGGAUGCUCUUGGUGAUGCUGCAGUCUUUCAGACUCAUUAUGGAAGGGUUCCAAGACUAUAGUCUUCCAAUACAAGAAAUGCUUUCCUUCUCUAAUUUGGCCAUUGGGGUUGUCCUGAGGUUGUUCAACUGUGAGACUCUCAGUUGAAUAACCCCUGAACUUGUCAUGCAGAAGUUGUUUUAUGAAUUCAGAAACUUUGCUCGAGAAGUUAUAUCAGAGUCUGAAUAUGGCUAUUAUAUGCUGUUCUAUUCGUAUGCUCGAAAAGAAUUAGGAGUUAUUAGCAAGAUCAUUAGCACAAAGGGUUUUGAUGAAUUCACACAGAACUCAAAUUGCACACGCAUGAGAAUUGCACAGUACUUCAUGCCAACUUUUAAAGGAAAUGAUACUUCUAAUUGCUCUCAAUUCGAUGAUAUUAUGAUUAGUUUUUCAGAACAGCCGACUGAUCCUGGAGUAAACUAUAUACCUUUGCUUAUGAAACUGAUCAUCAUCAUGAUUCUUUCAGUUUCAAUUCAUAUUUCUUCCACCUUACUUCUUCACGAAUGGGAGACAUAUAAACUCCAAAGAAGUUGAGUCCCCACAGUAUUAAAUACAGAGCUUAGUCUAAAGCCAUCUAAACACCCAGAUGCAAUGAUGAUACCUUUAAAUAUCCCAGCGAUUUUGGAAGAGUCUCAGGAAUCUUCAAGCUCUCCUUCUAUUCUCCCAUCAAAGCCCGAAUUCUCUGUUCAGCCACGUCGAUCAAAGAUGAGGCCAUCCUUGAGUGUCCUAGGCAUCCAAAAGUAA